Messenger RNA from Entelurus aequoreus (snake pipefish), 6775 nucleotides. RefSeq names its product ATPase phospholipid transporting 9B (gene atp9b). The transcript is spliced from 39 exons. Gene Ontology annotation, molecular function: DNA-binding transcription factor activity; magnesium ion binding; ATPase-coupled intramembrane lipid carrier activity. Bases 54 to 6221 code for a protein of 2055 amino acids. The record is from RefSeq and is a predicted model, not a curated record. Lineage: Eukaryota; Metazoa; Chordata; Actinopteri; Syngnathiformes; Syngnathidae. Gene Ontology annotation, cellular component: trans-Golgi network; plasma membrane; endosome. Gene Ontology annotation, biological process: endocytosis; regulation of DNA-templated transcription; phospholipid translocation.
GGCGAUUGGCUCGUUGGGCGAGGUGACGUCAUCACGUGGCCCUCCCAGCCAACAUGGCUGACAUCAUCCCGUUAACGUCGAUGCGGAAGGGCUCGACGAGAAGCCCUCACUACCGCGCCAGCGUACUGUCAAGAUUCUCCCUGGACGAUGAGCCCUCCAACCUGGACGAGAUGCCUCUAAUGAUGUCCGAGGAAGGCUUUGAGAACGACGAGAGCGACUACCAGACGCUGCCGCGGGCCAGAGCCGGCCACCGCCGCAGCAGAGGCAUCGGGUGGUUCCUCCUGGGGGGAUGGAGAGUGUUGUGCUGCAGCUGCUGCGAGUUGCUCGCCCGCAUGUGCCGGCGGAAGAAGGAGCUGAAGGCCCGCACCGUCUGGCUGGGCCGCCCGGAGAAAUGCGAAGAGAAGUUCCCCAAGAACUCCAUCCACAACCAGAAGUACAACGUCCUCACCUUUGUGCCAGGGGUUCUCUACCAGCAGUUCAAGUUCUUCCUCAAUCUCUACUUCCUGGUGGUGUCCUGCUCACAGUUUGUGCCGUCGCUGAAGAUCGGAUACUUGUACACCUACUGGGCGCCGCUGGGCUUCGUGCUGGCCGUCACCAUGGUGCGCGAGGCCGUGGACGAGGUGCGGCGCCACCGGCGGGACAAAGAAAUGAACUCGCAGCUCUACAGCAAGCUGACGCUGCGCGGUAAAAUCCAGGUGAAGAGCUCGGACAUACAAGUUGGAGACCUGAUCAUCGUGGAGAAGAACCAAAGGAUUCCCGCAGACAUGAUAUUCAUGAGGACGUCUGAGAAAAACGGAGCGUGCUUCAUCAGGACCGACCAGCUGGACGGAGAAACGGACUGGAAGCUGAAAGUGGCUGUCGGCUGCACGCAGAGGCUUCCAGCAGUCGGGGACCUCUUCUCCAUCAGUGCCUACGUCUACGCCCAGGAACCCCAGCUGGACAUCCACAGUUUCGAGGGGAACUUCACACGGGAAGACGCCGAACCCCAAGUCCAGGAGAGUCUGAGCAUCGAAAACACUCUGUGGGCCAGCACGGUGGUCGCCUCUGGCACCGUGAUUGGCGUGGUGAUCUACACGGGCAAAGAAACCAGGAGUGUACUCAACACGUCUUAUGCCAAGAACAAGGUGGGCAUGUUGGACCUGGAGCUGAACCGACUCACCAAGGCCCUGUUCUUGGCCCAGGUGGUUUUGUCCAUUGUCAUGGAAGUACUGCACGGGUUUGUGGGCCCGUGGUUCCGCAACCUCUUCCGAUUUGUGGUGCUCUUCUCGUACAUCAUACCCAUCAGCUUGCGCGUGAACCUGGACAUGGGGAAGGCGGCCUACGGUUGGAUGAUCAUGAAGGACGAAAACAUUCCCGGCACCGUGGUGAGGACCAGCACCAUACCGGAAGAACUGGGCCGACUGGUCUACCUGCUGACGGACAAAACAGGCACUUUGACGCAAAAUGAAAUGAUCUUUAAGCGGCUGCACCUCGGAACCGUGUCCUACGGUACGGACACUAUGGAUGAGAUCCAGAGCCACAUAGUCCGAUCCUACGCCCAGGGGACCUCGUCCGGCGCCACGCCGUCCCGGAAGUCCCAGACGCCGGGCCCGAAAGUCCGCAAGAGCGUCAGCAGCCGCAUCAACGAGGCGGUGAAGGCAAUCGCCCUGUGCCACAACGUCACGCCCGUCUACGAGACCAGCGGCGACACCGAGUUCGCCGAGGCCGACCAGGACUUCAGCGAUGACAACCGCACCUACCAGGCCUCCAGCCCCGAUGAGGUGGCGCUGGUGCGUUGGACGGAGAGCGUCGGCCUGACGCUGGUGAACCGAGACCUGACCUCCCUGCAGCUGAAGACUCCCUCCGGACAGAUCCUGUCCUUCUACAUCCUGCAGAUCUUCCCCUUCACCUCCGAGAGCAAACGCAUGGGCAUCAUCGUCCGGGAGGAGUCGACGGGAGACGUCACUUUCUACAUGAAGGGCGCCGACGUCGCCAUGGCGAGCAUCGUCCAGUACAACGAUUGGCUGGAAGAGGAGUGUGGCAACAUGGCCAGAGAAGGUCUGAGAACGUUGGUGGUGGCCAAGAAGUCUCUGUCUGAGGAGCAAUACCAGGACUUCGAGAACCGCUACAACCAGGCCAAGCUGAGCAUCCACGACCGAGCCCUGAAGGUGGCGGCGGUGGUGGAGAGCCUGGAGAGGGAGCUGGAGCUCCUGUGUCUCACGGGUGUGGAGGACCAGCUCCAGGCAGACGUCAGGCCCACGCUGGAGCUGCUCAGGAACGCCGGCAUCAAGAUCUGGAUGUUGACCGGGGAUAAGCUUGAAACGGCAACGUGCAUCGCCAAAAGCUCACAUUUGGUCUCCAGGCACCAAGACAUCCAUGUUUUCCCACCAGUGACUAGCAGAGGAGAGGCCCACCUGGAGCUCAACGCCUUCAGGAGGAAGCACGACUGCGCGCUGGUCAUCUCCGGAGACUCCCUGGAGGUGUGCUUGCGCUACUACGAGCACGAGUUCGUGGAGCUGGCGUGCCAGUGUCCGGCCGUGGUGUGCUGCCGCUGCUCGCCCACCCAGAAGGCCCAGAUCGUCACGCUUCUCCAGCAGCACACUGCCAACAGGACCUGUGCCAUAGGGGACGGCGGGAACGACGUGAGCAUGAUCCAGGCUGCAGAUUGUGGUAUCGGAAUAGAAGGAAAGGAAGGCAAGCAGGCGUCGCUGGCCGCCGACUUCUCCAUCACGCAGUUCAAGCACAUCGGGCGACUCCUCAUGGUGCACGGCAGGAACAGCUACAAGCGCUCGGCGGCCCUGGGCCAGUUCGUCAUGCACCGUGGGAUGAUCAUCUCCGCCAUGCAGGCGGUCUUCUCCUCCAUUUUCUACUUUGCCUCCGUCCCCUUGUACCAGGGGUUCCUCAUGGUCGGCUACGCCACCAUCUACACCAUGUUCCCCGUCUUCUCCUUGGUCCUGGACCAGGAUGUCAAGCCUGAGAUGGCGCUUCUCUACCCAGAACUGUACAAGGACCUCACCAAGGGACGUUCGCUGUCCUUCAAGACCUUCCUGGUUUGGGUUUUGGUCAGCGUCUAUCAAGGGGGCAUCCUCAUGUACGGCGCGCUGGUCCUCUUCGAGUCUGAGUUCGUGCACGUGGUGGCCAUCUCCUUCACGGCGCUCAUCCUCACCGAGCUGCUGAUGGUGGCGCUGACGGUGCGCACCUGGCACUGGCUCAUGGUGCUGGCCCAGUUCCUCAGCCUGGGAUGCUACCUGGCCUCGCUCGCCUUCCUCAACGAGUACUUUGGUGUCGUGCAUCACGCUGGUCAGCUGCCUGCCGCUCUACAUCCUCAAGUACCUAAAGCGCAAGUUCUCCCCGUCCAGCUACUCCAAACUGGCCUCCUGAGACAAACACACCUUUUUUUGUUUGAUUUUCCAAAAACAAAAAACAAACUUUCCAGCCCUCCUGCUCGCUGCUGCCCCCCAGUGAGGAAGGCGUGUCAGUGCAUGGAGUGUUUUUUUUCUCCAGGAUUCCCCUGCCCGGUCCUCCACGGACCCGCACUGCAAAUACUUCCCCGGUCCGUCGGCUCCGUUCAGGCGGGGGCAGCUGCGUCACGGCUGUGCGCAGGAGGGCGGGGCCGCGGAGGGGAGGUGAUCCCCGGCUUUAAAAGCAGCGAGAGCCGGAGCCGCACGUCACACGCACGGAGACCCCAGCGGAACCGGGAGGAUCCCCCACCCCCGGUACGCACCCCUCCCCCUCGCCUUCUGGAUCCCCCCCGGAGGAACUUUGAGUCGGGAGUACAAAUUAGUGCGUUAAGGACCGAGGAGCGGAGCGGCUGGCGACACUUUGAAGCCCAGAAGGAGAUGAUGAAAUCUGCAGAGGAGGAUGCGUAUGGCUACACCCCCAAUGUCAGCCUUUCCCUGCCCCUGGGCAACCCUUGCCUGGCCCCCCAGUACCUGAGCCUCCAGUCCAGCCCCAUCAUCUCGGUCUCGGAGCCUCACGACUUCGAGGGCCACGACGACAUGAGCGUGGCCGCCGCCUACUACUCCUCUGGCGCCCGUCCGAACGGCGCCCCAACCCUGGAGAGUCCUCGCAUCGAGAUCACGGCCUACGGCCAGUUCCCCGAGGACCGGGUGGAGGAGGACAGAAGUCCCAUCACCAAGCGGGUCAACUCCAUCGUGACGCUGACCCUCCCUAGCGCCGACGGCUACCGGGACCCCAGCUGCUUGAGUCCGGCCAGCAGUGUCUCGUCUCGCAGCUGCCACUCGGAGGCGUCGUCGUACGAGUCGGGCUUCUCGUACAACUGCGACAACUCGCCACAGAACUCCCCCUGGCAGUCCCCCUCGGUGUCCCCCAAGGGCUCCACCCUGGCCCUGCCGGGUGACAGCUACGGUCCCGCCGGCUCGCCGCGACUCUCCCCUUCGACGUCUCCUCGCACCAGUCUGACGGACGACGCCUUCAUCGGCCGAGGAGGCUCCAGGCCCAACUCCCCUUGUGGUGCGAAGAGGAAGUACAGCUUCAACAAGCACUACCAGCUGUCCCCCAACGCCUCCCCGGGGGUGUCCCCGCAGGCCUCGCCCCGGCUCAGCGUCACAGAGGAGUCGUGGCUGCCAAACACCAACCAGUACACCAAUUCGGCCAUUUUGGCGGCCAUCAAUGCCCUGAGCACGGACGGAGGGCCCGACCUGGGGGAGGGGAUACCCGUGAAGGCCCGCAGGACCAGCCUGGACCACAGCCCCACCGUCAGCCUCAAGCUGGAAUCUCACUGCCUCGCUGCCGACGAUCACCGCCUGAAGAAGGAGGUCUACUGCGCGGGGUUCCUGGAUGUCCCCCAGCACCAGUACCCCUGGUCCAAGCCCAAGCAGUAUGUCAGCCCGUCCGUGCCGGCCCUCGACUGGCAGCUGCCGUCCAGCUCGGGACCCUACAGCCUGAAGAUCGAGGUGCAGCCCAAGUCCCACCACCGAGCCCACUACGAGACCGAGGGCAGCCGGGGGGCGGUGAAGGCUCUGGCGGGAGGACACCCCGUCGUCCAGCUGCACGGCUACAUGGACAACGAGCCGCUGACGCUGCAGCUCUUCAUCGGCACGGCGGACGACCGCCUGCUGAGACCACACGCCUUCUACCAGGUGCACCGCAUCACCGGCAAGACCGUGUCCACACCCAGCAUGGAGGCGCUGCACAACAACACCAAAGUGCUGGAGAUACCACUUCUGCCUGAGAACAACAUGCGCGCCAUAAUCGACUGCGCCGGCAUCCUGAAGCUGCGCAACUCCGACAUCGAGCUUCGGAAGGGCGAGACGGACAUCGGGCGCAAGAACACGCGCGUGAGGAUGGUGUUCCGGGUGCACGUCAACCAGGCGGGCGGGAGAAGCGUGUCGCUGCAGGCCGCGUCCAACCCCAUCGAGUGCUCCCAGAGGUCGGCGCAGGAGCUGCCGCUGGUGGACAAGCAGAGUUUGGACGCGGGCCCAGCCCUAGGGGGGGAGCGCCUGCUGCUGGACGGACACAACUUCCAGGCCGACUCCAAGGUGGUGUUUGUGGAGAAGGCUCAAGACGGACAUCACUUGUGGGAGACCGAGGCCAAAGUGGACCGAGACGCCUCCAAGCAUAACGUUCUGCUGGUGGAGACCCCGCCCUACAGGAACCAGCGACUGUCCUCGCCCGUCCACGUCAACUUUUACGUCUGCAACGGCAAGAGGAAACGAAGUCAAUGCCAGCGCUUCACCUACGUGCCUUCGAGCGUUCCGACCAUCAAAACGGAGCCGCGGGAUGACUACGACGGCCCCCUGGUGGGCGCCCCGCACGGGACCGGCCUCAAUCCGCAGCUGUGCUUCCCCACCGCCGAGCUGAGGCCUGGCGUGGUGGGCGGGGCUUACAGUCAGCAGAGAUCGCCGACCGACGCCUCCCCGAGCGGCAGCCCCAAACUACACGACCUGUCGCCCUCGGCGCCGCCCUUCCCGAUGCCCCACGUGUCCAUCAUCCGGGAGACCCCCGGUCGACUCCAGCCGCCCGCCGUCUACCCGCCCGCCGUCUCCACGCCGGCUCCCGGACCGGAGACGCCCUUCUCCCCGACUCCCUGCACCACCCCCGGCGGGAGCCCAGGCGCUCCUGGACAGGGCGAGGAGCCGGAGAAGGAUGACGGCGGCCCCCCAGCGCUCGGAGUCAGCAUCAAACAGGAACCCCAGGACCUGGACCAGAUGUACCUCGAUGAUGUCAACGAGAUCAUCAGAAACGACCUGUCCAGCAUCUCGGUCCACAGCCACGCGUAGCCGGGACGCGGCGUGGACCAACCACGUGCCUUCGGGUGUUGUUGAUGUUUUGGACCUUUUCCGCGUAGCGAGCAUUGUUUUGUCCCUACGCUGCACUUUAGAAAUGAUGUAUGCAAAGCAAUAUAUAACGAGCUAGUUUACAACCAAAAACGUUCCUACGACCCUUGAUCAGGACUCAAACGUGUUUUUGUUCAAAGCCCUCCUUUUUACGCUUUCAUGCACUUACUGUACAGUUUUGAAGAAAUAUAUAUUUUUAUGCAUCUUUGACGGCGUGAACAAAUCAUCUCAAAUGUAGUCCAGUCUGCUUGAUGCUGACCCAGAGUAUUUGGUAGUACUUCCUUGUGUGUAUUUAUUCUGCUUGCAUGUGCUCUGUGUACCCGUGUGUAUCGUGCCGCCUAGUAUUUCCACUCCUUACUCGUAUUUAUGAGUCUUCAUGCUUUGCCGAUGGAGAAGCGCUGACUUGUUGAUAUAAUCUGCAGCCAAUUAUUCUUGCUCUCGCUAUACAAAACUGGUUCUUGGGGAGUAUUUUUAUAUUGCACUUGAUCAUUUGAUAA